Triticum turgidum subsp. durum (durum wheat) is the source of this 231-nucleotide messenger RNA. The record is from the annotation of a GenBank genome assembly. Lineage: Eukaryota; Viridiplantae; Streptophyta; Magnoliopsida; Poales; Poaceae.
AUGGCCCUUUGCAAUGAGCUCGCCGACAUUAAGAAGCUGGACUCCUCCGCCACGACCUACUUCAACAAGAUGAAGGUGCUGGCGGACACACUCACCUCUAUUGGUCGGCCGCUUAGCAACGAGGAGUUUGCUGGCUUUGUCAUCAAAGGCCUCGACGCCGAGUACGACAAUGUCGCCGAGGCUGUUCACAUUGCCAAGCCAGUGAUGCCCCCGCACGAGCUCUACUCAUGA